Drosophila novamexicana is the source of this 2182-nucleotide messenger RNA. It is a transcript of the gene CngA, whose product is annotated as cyclic nucleotide-gated cation channel subunit A. The coding region runs from base 1 to 2004 and encodes 667 amino acids. Gene Ontology annotation, molecular function: intracellularly cGMP-activated cation channel activity; intracellularly cAMP-activated cation channel activity; protein-containing complex binding. The record is from RefSeq and is a predicted model, not a curated record. Gene Ontology annotation, biological process: monoatomic cation transmembrane transport. The transcript has 7 exons. Lineage: Eukaryota; Metazoa; Arthropoda; Insecta; Diptera; Drosophilidae. Gene Ontology annotation, cellular component: intracellular cyclic nucleotide activated cation channel complex; plasma membrane.
AUGCGACAUUUCAAAGUCAAAGCCAUGGUGCAAUCUUUGGAUAUAGCAGCCAUAGCGGGACAACAACAAAACGAUGCGGAGCCGAACAAACGGAGCAAACCCUCAGCGCUGAGACGAACGCUGCAGGCGUUGCGGCAGCGUCUGACAAAACGGAGUCGCGCCAAGCCGCCCGAUUGGUUCCUCGAGAAGUUCUCCAAUGCCAGCAACACGGACAAAAUAGGCAAAACUGGCGCCAUGGACGACGCGGCGCUGUCCAGUGAAAUUCGCGGCAGCAGCGCGCUCUGCAAUCGCCUCUCCGUGGAUCCCACGCUCCAGUCACACUACAGGUGGCUCGCUGUGGUCUCUCUGGCGGUGCUCUAUAAUAUCAUAUUUGUGGUCGGACGCUCCGUGUUCUGGGAGAUCAACAAGAAUGCGCCCGCCGUUUGGUAUACGCUGGAUUACCUGUGCGAUUUCAUUUACCUGCUCGAUACGCUGGUGCACAUGCACGAGGGCUUUCUGGACCAGGGUCUGUUGGUGCGCGAUGCUUUCCGGCUGCGUCGCCAUUAUUUUCACACCAAGGGCUGGUAUCUGGACGUGCUGUCCAUGCUGCCAACGGAUCUGGCAUAUAUCUGGUGGCCGCCGGAAACAUGCUCCAGCCUGUAUCUGCCCUGUCCGGUGAUUGUGCGCCUCAAUCGCCUGCUGCGCCUGCCCCGGCUCUGGGAGUGGUUCGAUCGCACGGAAACGGCCACCGGCUAUCCGAAUGCCUUUCGCAUCUGCAAGGUGGUGCUGGCCAUUCUGGUGCUGAUCCAUUGGAAUGCCUGCAUGUACUUUGCCAUUAGCUACGAGAUUGGUUUCAGCUCCGAUUCCUGGGUCUACAACUUGAACGGCACGCGGAACAAUACGCUGCAGCGUCAAUAUAUCUACAGCUUCUACUGGUCCACGCUGACGCUGACGACAAUUGGGGAGACGCCGACGCCAGAGAAUGAUGUGGAAUAUUUGUUUGUGGUCGCCGACUUUCUCGCCGGCGUGCUCAUCUUUGCCACCAUUGUGGGUAACAUUGGCUCCAUGAUAUCCAACAUGAAUGUGGCGCGCGUGGAAUUCCAGAACCGCAUGGAUGGCGUCAAGCAGUAUAUGGCCUUUCGGCGCGUGGGCCAUGAGCUGGAGGCGCGAGUGAUACGCUGGUUCGCCUACACCUGGUCGCAGAGUGGCGCUUUGGAUGAGGAGCGCGUGCUGGCUGCACUGCCGGACAAGCUGAAGGCGGAGAUAGCUAUACAGGUGCACAUGGAUACGCUAAAGCAGGUGCGCAUCUUUCACGACACAGAACCGGGCCUGCUGGAGGCGCUGGUGCUCAAGCUGAAGCUGCAGGUCUUCAGUCCCGGCGACUACAUUUGCCGCAAGGGCGACGUCGGCAAGGAGAUGUACAUUGUGAAGCGCGGCAAGCUGUCCGUGGUGGGCGACAAUGGCGUCACGGUGCUGGCUACGCUGGGCGCUGGCUCGGUCUUUGGUGAGGUCUCGGUGCUGGAGAUCGCCGGCAAUCGCACGGGCAACCGACGCACGGCCAACGUACGCUCGCUGGGCUACUCGGAUCUCUUUUGCCUGGCCAAGCGUGACUUGUGGGAGACGCUGGCCGACUAUCCGGAGGCGCGGUCCACGCUCACACAGCGCGGCUGUCAGCUGCUGCGCAAGGACGGGCUGCUCGAUGAGCAGAUCUUUGCGGAUUCGCAGCGCGUGCACGACAGCAUCGAGGGCGGCAUCGAGAAACUGGAGCUGUCCGUCGAGAACUUGAACAUGCGGCUGGCCCGCCUGCUUGCCGAGUACACGGCCAGCCAGGCCAAAAUCAAACAGCGCCUGGCCAAGCUGGAACUCAACGGGGGCUCCGCUGGUGGCUCCGGUGGGCGGGAGGCGGAGCCGCAGAUGCGCUCACGCAGCGGUCGCCUGUAUUCCCUGCAGACCAAGCGGCGCCCACGUGCGCGCCUCGAAUCGGCUGCCAAAUGCGGCGAGGCGGCCAAACAGAAUACGCUCUAAGGCGACAACGCCCGAGCCAGGCGCCCGAGCAGGGACAUCCGCAUGGCGACAUUCCAAAUGUCGCCUAUUCCAUAUGCCUGCGUUUCCCGCUCUGCUGAAUGAUGGUGAUAAAUGCAUUAAGCUUGACGGAGUUACGAGCAUGGAGAAUCAUGCUGCAGAUUAAAAACUUGCUACGGAG